AUGAUGUUCGCUUCACAUUCACGAGCACGUCCUUUCUCAACAUUUAUCCGAGUAGUUACGGCGGCAAGAGCUAAAACAAUAGAGAAAGGCGUCGCACUUCCUUCUCUUCAGCAGCGACUGUCUCUCAAUGGCGUUGGUCUCAAGUUUCUAACUACAGCGGCGAAGGGCGGAGAUGGCGGAGAUUCAACGACGGAGCCAGAAUUUGCAAAAGCGAAAACUUCAGUGUGGUGGGAUACUGAGAACUGUGAGGUCCCAAAAGGUUGUGAUGGCAGCAUGAUUUCUCAAAACAUCAAAUCGGCUUUGGAGAAAAAGAACUACUUUGGUCCUCUCACCAUUUAUGCAUAUGGUGACAUCAAUAAAAUCCCUUCCUCUGUACAGGAAGCUCUCUCCUCCACCGGCAUAUCUCUCAAUCACGUCCCUCCCGGAGUUAAAGACGGGAGCGACAAGAAGAUACUUGUGGACGUGAUGUUGUGGGCAAUGGAAAAUGAAGCUCCUGCUAACAUAAUGCUCAUCUCUGGUGAUGGAGAUUUCUCUUACCUUCUUCACCGAUUAGGGAUGAAGGGGUACAACAUUCUUCUGGCACGACCUGAGAAUGCAUCUCACUUUCUGAUUUCUGCUGCAGAGACUGUAUUUUUGUGGAGGAGGAUCGUUUCUGGUGGAGUCAAGAUUCCUAAACAAGCUGAGCCAAGCAAGCGGAUGAACACAGAUAUGGUCGUUAAAAGAAAGAGUAGCCAGAGAUUCUGUGCAACAUGCAAGGUUGCUUGCUCAAGCCUUGUUGAUCACAACUCUCACCUCUCUAGUAAAACGCACAAGAAAAAGACCGCGCUAGUAGCCAGUGAAAGGGCUCUUGUAGAAGCAAAAACCCAGUGGUGUAGCAUUUGCGAGGCCCAUUACCCAUCAGCUGGGCGUGAAGAACAUCACUCAGGAAGAAGGCACCAAAAGAAACUUAAAGUUUAA
Molecule: messenger RNA, 957 nt
Organism: Microthlaspi erraticum
Lineage: Eukaryota; Viridiplantae; Streptophyta; Magnoliopsida; Brassicales; Brassicaceae
Source: the annotation of a GenBank genome assembly